This is a messenger RNA of Corticium candelabrum, 1532 nucleotides long. Its product is annotated as E3 SUMO-protein ligase ZBED1-like. Lineage: Eukaryota; Metazoa; Porifera; Homoscleromorpha; Homosclerophorida; Plakinidae. Gene Ontology annotation, cellular component: nucleus. The coding region runs from base 147 to 1532 and encodes 461 amino acids. The record is from RefSeq and is a predicted model, not a curated record. Gene Ontology annotation, molecular function: DNA binding. Gene Ontology annotation, biological process: regulation of transcription by RNA polymerase II. The transcript has 3 exons.
UCGAUUAUUCGAUUUAUCGAUUGCUUGUGACGCAUCGAUAAGGCAUCGAUGGCCGGGGAACUCCCUAUCGAUUAAUCGGGCAUGCGCAUUCAGUCGUCACGUGUAGGUCGUUUGCUCAGUGCAGUGUCUGUUAGUCUUGACUUCAAAUGAGUGUAAGGGAAGUACCAGACAGAAAUUACUUGAAAGAAGCGGGUCUCCUGCCUCCUAGGCAGUGCUCUUCCGAAGUUUGGCGGUACUUUGGCUUCCGUGGUGAAAACGGGAAGAUUGAGGAUCCGAAACACGUUGUAUGCACCAUCAACAAAUGCGGCGCCGUUCUGAAGUACUGUGGUAACACCACCAACCUGGCCGCUCACAUGAAAUCUCGUCACCCGCUAGUGUUUAUGAAAACAAGUCUCUCAAGAGACUCAAAUCCCGCGAAGCAGAAGGAGAAACGUGCGCAAGAGGAUCAGGCCGUCUCGAUGUCAUCUACUGUAGGAGAGAAAGCUGCAUUCGUCAGUCCAUUCCAACUCGCAGCAAAGCUACCAACAUCCAGUAAGAGAGCCUCUGUGAUCACUGACGCCGUUGCCUACUUCAUUGCUAAAGACAUGCAGCCGGUUAGUGCCGUAGAGUGCCUCGGAUUUCGAAGUAUGUUCAAGGUUCUUGAACCUCGCUAUGAAAUUCCGAGCCGAAAAACAUUCACCCAAAGAGUGCUUCCCGCUCUCUAUGUGAAAGUCAAGGAAUCAGUUGCAACCGUGGUAUCUUUGGCAGAAUGGUACGCCAUAACAACAGAUUGUUGGACCAGUUGUGCCAACAACUCUUUUAUCGGUGUCACCUUUCACACCAUUAGUAAUGACUGGCAGCUUCAGCACCUCGUCCUGGAGAAUGUGGAGCUACCUGACAAGCACACAGCUGAGAACCUGGCUGCUAGUCUGGAGGAUAUUCUGAAGCAAUGGGAACUUGAUUCUACAAAACUUUCUGGUGCCACAGUAGACAACGCAGCCAACAUACAAAAAGCAGUAGCAGAUAUUUUGAAAUGGAAGUGCUUAGGUUGUUUUGGUCACACUAUCAAUCUAUGUGUGAAAGCAGGGCUGAAACAGCAACAGAUACAGGUGGCCCUUGCCAGAUGUUCCAGGCUGGUCAAAUUCUUUCGGAAAUCCACAGUUGCUGCGAACCUCCUAACCAAGAAACAAGCAGCGUUGGAGUCUCCAGUGCAUAAGCUGGUGAAGGAUGUGGAGACACGAUGGAAUUCCACCUAUGAUAUGGUUCAAAGGAUCAUAGAACAACAAGGUCCUGUGUGUGCAACACUGGUAGAGCUAAAACGAUUAGACCUGUUGCCCAAGGAAGAAGACUUCACCCUGCUGGAGCAGUUGGUAAAUGUCCUGAAGCCAUUUAGAGAUGUGACCAUUCAAGUUCAAGGAGAACAGUAUGUCACUAUAUCAAUAAUUAGACCACUCCUUCAUCACCUCACUGAGAAUGUGCUGCAACUACAGGAAACUGACUCCUCCCAACCUUGGUUCUCGAUACCAAUCACUUUCAAUUUCAAACCUGCUUGA